Messenger RNA from Caenorhabditis remanei, 1557 nucleotides. RefSeq lists its product as uncharacterized. The record is from RefSeq and is a predicted model, not a curated record. NCBI's taxonomy places the organism in Eukaryota, Metazoa, Nematoda, Chromadorea, Rhabditida, Rhabditidae. The coding region runs from base 1 to 1557 and encodes 518 amino acids. The transcript has 7 exons.
AUGGCGCGGAAUCUGCCCGCCGCUCUAGAUUAUUUGGGGUCAGAAGCCGAAGACUUCAAUAAAUCACAAAAUUUAUAUCUAAAGCCGAUGGCAGUCAUCAAAAUCACAGUGGUUCUACCGAGAAUGACAAUACCAGGUCAAUCGAUCUCAAAUUGGGAUCUAAUGGAGAGAUUGAAGCGAGCGAUCGAUCCGAUUCAAAUGGAUUCCUGUAAAGUCAGAGAGAGUAACAUAGACAGUGUGAUAUUCGAGGCGGAGCUUCUUUCGCUCGGAAUUAUGCAAAAAACUAUGAAAAUUCUCGAUGGAUUCUCAAUGAAAGUCUCCGGAUUCGCCGAACCGUUGAAAGUGAAAACGAAAGAGGCGAAACUCGAUUUUCCGAGUCGUCACGAUUGGGAUGUGUGGUUUAUGAAAAAUAAAAUUAAUGAAAUGAAACCUGGAGAGCGUCCUGAUACGGUCUACCUGGCAAAGAUACCAGUGAAAUGGUUUUGUGAUGGCUACAACGAUCUCCCAUCAGAGCGGCGUCUACGUGUAGCUAUGGAAGCGUUCGGCGCUGUUCGUGAUGUAGAUAUCCCCAUUUGUGACCCACUUCGUGCUCAAAUGAAUCCAAAAAUCUCUGGAAUUCAGCAAAAAGGGUUUGGAUUGGGACAGGACGUGUUUUUCGAGGCAUAUGUACAGUAUAUGGAGUAUAAAGGAUUCGCCACUGCAAUGGAUUCACUUAGAAAUAGGAAAUGGGCAAAACGAAUCGAUGGGCGGUUCUUUCAGGCGUUGAUAAAGGUGGAUUUCGAUCGGUCACGUCAUCUCAGCGAAGCGCAAAUCGCGAAACGAGCAGAGGAGCGGCGACAGAUUGAGACGGAACGGUUGCGACAGGAGGAGGAAGAGCUGAAUAUCAAACGACAAGAAGAGCUGAAGGAAAAAGAAGAGAUGGAUGAAAAGAGUAGAAGAAGAGAGGAUAGAGAAAGGAAACGGAGAGAAAGGAGAGAACAGGAGCGAAUGGCUGAAGAAGAGAAGAAGCGUCUGGAGAAAGAACGGCUGGAAGCAGAGGAACGAGCUAUGGCUAACCGUCGCCUCGAAGGUGUUCGUCUUCUAAAAUUCCUGUUCGAAAAGAUUGAAGCAAGAGAAGAGAGACGGAAGAAAAAGGAGGAGGAUAAGCUGAAAGAGGAGUUGAGUAAGAUCAAAGAGCUCGCUGAGCAACCGGCUGAACAGGAGGACGCAUUGAGACAAGCACUGUUGCAACAGAGAGAAAUUCGGAUGAGAGAACGGUUGAAGGAUAAGAUGAAAGCGUCGGGGAAGGAGAAAAAGGAUGGGAAGAAGAAGGAGAAAAAGAGCAAGAAGGAUAGGAGAAAGAGGAGCAAUCGACAUGAUACACCCUCCUCCUCAUCCGCCUCAUCAUCCGACGACGCUUCUGAUGAUUCCGACUCUUCCACAUCUUCAUCUUCUGAUUCCGGCUCUCGUCGUCGUCGAUACCGUCGGAAGCGACGAAGCGAUGAGGGCAGCGACUCCAGAAGUUAUCGUCAUCGUUCCCAUCAUCAUCAGGAGAAAACGAGACGUCGUGGAUCGUAA